CCCUCGAGGCUCCGCACCCGCCCCGACCUCACCAAAUUCCUCACCAUGAUCAUCUUCCGCUGCUCUGCACAGCACGCAGCCGUCAACAGCGGCCAGUACGACUUUGCGGCCUGGAUGCCCAACACCCCCGGGACCCUUCGGCUGCCCCCCCCCGGCCCCGAGGACCCGGUGACCCCCGACACUUUUUUGGCCACUCUGCCGUCCCCAAAAGCCACCGGGGCGCUGCUGGCGCUGCUCAGCGUCGUCAGCUACGAAGUCGGAGAGAGGGUGAGCGGGGGGCGACCCCAAAAAGAGCCUGCAGGAACCGCCAUGGCCCUACAGGAACCCCAGCACCCUAUAGGACACUAUAGGACACUAUAGGACACUAUAGGACCCCCAUGGCCCCAAGGAACCCCGUGGGACCCCCAUGACCCCAGGGAACCCCCCCUAACCCCAUAGGAACCCCCAUGACCCUAAGGAACCCCGUGGGACCCACCGUAAUAGGAACCCCUUGUAACCCCAUAGGACCCUAUAGGACCCUAUAAGGCCCCCAUGGCCCCAAGGAACCCCCUGUAACCCCAUAGGAACCCUAUAGGACCCUAUAGGACCCUAUAGGACCCCCAUGGCCCCAAGGAACCCCUUGUAACCCCAUAGAAACCUCCAAUAACCCCAUAGGAACCCUAUAGGACCCUAUAGGACCCUACAGGACCCCCAUGGCCCCAAGGAACCCCCUGUAACCCCAUAGGAACCCCA
Molecule: messenger RNA, 732 nt
Organism: Lagopus leucura (white-tailed ptarmigan)
Lineage: Eukaryota; Metazoa; Chordata; Aves; Galliformes; Phasianidae
Product: hydroperoxide isomerase ALOXE3-like
Exons: 2
Coding region: 46-360 (104 amino acids)
Biological process (GO): linoleic acid metabolic process; lipid oxidation
Molecular function (GO): metal ion binding; oxidoreductase activity, acting on single donors with incorporation of molecular oxygen, incorporation of two atoms of oxygen
Source: RefSeq, a predicted model, not a curated record